This is a messenger RNA of Arachis stenosperma, 1695 nucleotides long. Its product is annotated as E3 ubiquitin-protein ligase ATL31-like. The record is from RefSeq and is a predicted model, not a curated record. NCBI's taxonomy places the organism in Eukaryota, Viridiplantae, Streptophyta, Magnoliopsida, Fabales, Fabaceae. The transcript is spliced from 2 exons. The coding region runs from base 73 to 1155 and encodes 360 amino acids.
GUUAUAACCACCUCACUUCAUCUCAUAUCUCAUUUCAUCUCUCACAAACACAAUUCACAACCACCUUACCCGAUGAAUUUCCUCAGGUACUGCCACGUCAUCACCACCAUCUUCCUUCUAUCAGUACCCAACAUUACCGCUCAAUUGGCGGCUCCGCCAGCUCACCGACCAGUAGUCACCCAAAACAACGACGGAAACCCUUCGAUUGCGAUUGUUCUCGUCGUUCUCAUCUUCGCAUUCUUCAUGACUGGCUUCUGCGCCGUCUACAUUCGCCACUGCAAUGAAAGCUACGUCGUUCAGGGAGCUGCCGCUGCCAACGCCGCCACUGCUCCACGUGGCGUCGAUCCGGAGGUGCUCUCCACGUUCCCAAUUAUGGUUUAUUCCACCGUGAAGCACCUCAAAACGGGUCACAGUGCGUCGCUUCAGUGCGCUGUGUGCUUGAGCGAGUUCAAGGACAUGGACAAGCUCAGACUUUUGCCCAAGUGCAGUCACGUGUUUCACCCCGAAUGCAUCGACGCGUGGCUCGCCUCGCACGUGACUUGUCCUGUCUGCAGGGCCAAGAUGAAGUCGGAAAACAUGGAGUUCAAGGUUGAGAUUCAGGAGUUAGAGGGAAGUGCCAACCAUGUGUUCGAUGAAAUGUCUGGAAGAAUAGGUGAGGUUUCUUGUGAUGGGAACGAAGGUGGGGUUGGUGAGGGAGUUGAUGGGGUUGUUGGGAAGUGUAAUGGGACCUCAAAGGUGAGAGCUUUUGGGUUGUUGCUGAGGUCGCACUCUACGGGUCACUCUCUUGUGGAACCAGGGAAGAGCUUAGAGAGGUUUACUUUGAGGUUGCCUGAGGAAUUGAGGAAGCAGAUUCUGGAAGCCAAUGAUAAGUGUAGUGGCGGUAGUGGUGGGAUGAAGCGUUCGGCAAGCUACGACGUCGUUUUGCAGAGUGAAGUUGGUGAAGGUAGUAGUAGUAAUAAGGGGAGUAAGAAUGGUAGGUGGGUGCUGUCUAUGACACCUCCGUUUGUUUCUCGCGAUUGGGGUCAUUUUAGUACUUCUGGUUUGGUACCGCCAAAUGAGUGCUCAACAUGCUCUGGGAUUCCUAGGCUUUGGGGUUCUUCAGCGGCAAGGGAAGAGAAAGGAUGUGAAGGGAGAGAGGGUUUGCAACUGGUAUGAUGAAAAUUCGAACUUUUUUUGGGAUGAGUUUCUUAAUCAACUUGAUCCAUUUGUUGAAAGGGUGGAAGUGGAACAAUAACAAAAUUGGAUUUUCUAGUCCAUCAGAAAGGUACUUCCUACCACCGGAUAAAGAUCUGCAAAGAGCUCCUUUGUUGAUUUCAGCACCAAGGACAAGCUGGAUGCCAUGAGAGAAUAACCAAUUCCCAAUUACUGGCUUUCUCAGCUGUUUAUAAACUCACAAUACGCCUUGUUACUUCGUAAGUUGUAACAAGCUUCACUAGCUCUAGCCUCUAGUUGUAUAUCUUAAUUCAUUGUAUAUUUAUCAUGUAUAUAAAAAUUUUCUGGCAUUUAUUGUUGAAGUGUGGUUAUGCGUGCAGAUUUAGAUCAACAAUAAGAGAAGUGAUAUUUUGAGAUUUCCUAAACCCAUGUAGAAUGUAAUUUGAGUCUCAGCUGUUCCACUGUUACAUGUUUUGUGAAUCCAAAUUGGAGUCCUAAUUGUAAUUGUUUGAAUGCCAUUGACAAUUAGGGUAAAUUAAUUGA